This is a messenger RNA of Cryptomeria japonica (Japanese cedar), 1437 nucleotides long. RefSeq lists its product as uncharacterized. NCBI's taxonomy places the organism in Eukaryota, Viridiplantae, Streptophyta, Pinopsida, Cupressales, Cupressaceae. The record is from RefSeq and is a predicted model, not a curated record. Bases 295 to 1188 code for a protein of 297 amino acids. The transcript has a single exon.
GCCACGUGGGAGGUGCCAGGCUGACUUUGCUUACCAGGGGUUUCGUCUGAUAAUCUCAGCGCUCAUGUCGGGACUCGGGAGUCGGAAUUCCAGGUCGGAAAUCGGAAAUGGGGAGUGGAACCCACAGAUUGUGUACACAAUCGAAGAUAAAAGCCCACCCCAUCCCAAGAUUCAAGACAUACGAACGAGCAGACGAUAUGACAUUGUAGGUAAUCAUAUAGCUGGGUAUUCUUCUUCUACACUCAAAAAUCCCAGGGCAAAGGUGUUUGCUUGUCUGGUUUAAAUUGCAGAGAAAUGAGAGAGAGGGGGAAAAUGAUAAUGGCAGAGACAUGGGACGGGUUCGAGACCCGCUGCAAGCGGCAUCCGAAUCAGGGCACGGGGAUUUGCCCGCUGUGUUUGAAGGAGCGGCUGAAUAAGCUUUUUUGCCCUGACUGUGGCGAGCAGAGGCGCAACAAUGGUGCAUCUUCCUGUUCGUGCUCAGAGGCAUCCACUUCUUCGUCUUCCAACAAGGAGAAGAAGAGCCCCGCAGACAAUACGGGCACGGGAUCGGUCGAGGUCGGCAGCGUGGGCAGAAUUUCCUUUCUUAUAGACAGCGACAGGCCCGAGUUCGAUUCCGCUAAGCCCGAACCCGCUGCUAUUGUUCUCCUGAGGAGAAGUAAAUCCGCUGCCCCUGCGACCACCAGGACGAAAUCGGUCACGGCGCCCGCAAAAUUCGAUCCCCCGACCCCUAAGGCGGUGACUGCCAAGAAAUCCUACACAAUCUGGUCCUUUUUUCUCUUCAGGAAGAAGAGGAAAGCUCCUAAAGAUGAUUCCAAGGAAGAGGAUUCGAAAGAGGGGCCACGGAGAUCUUGCAGCUCGGAAGAUCGGAUUGUGGUGGAGCGGCUCACGAAGUCGCGAUCGGUGGGGGUAGGGCGGCGGAGCUUCUCUGGCUACGGCUACAUUUGGGAAAAGGGGGCGCACAAUGGCAAUGUGUAUUUUACGCCUUCAAGGGACAAGGAAUUGGCAGCCGAGGUCAAGGGUUCGAGUCUCGACGAUUCGCAGCAGCAACAGCAGCAGCACCGGAGGAGCGGCAAGGGCUGGGCUUGGGCGUUUUCUAGCCCCAUGCGCGCAUUCAAGCAACGCAAGCCCCCGAUUCACAAGACUGACGCUUCUCCUUCCUCCGUUAUACCUGAGAUGUGCAGAGGCUGAUUAUUAUGUGAAUUGUAUUUCAUUUGUUUACGGUUAUAGUCCACUGUACAUAUGAAGAAAAAUAGAGAAAUGUUAUAAAUUACGCUUAUGCAGGUAGUUUUACAGGGUUAUUUAUUUCUUGAUUUAUAGGCUUCCAAGGAAUGAGGCCGAACAAUCAUGGGGUUUAAGGAUAUUGCCAUGGGAGAAUUCAUGUAAGAUUUUUUUUUGUGUUGUGAAUGAAUAAUAGUAAAAAUACUAAUCUUGAGGCAA